AUGCAUCUCCUAGGCCGCCAUCUCCCAGACCACAAGCCCCUGCGAAUCGCCUUGACAGCCUUUUAUGGCAUCUCGCAUCCAACAUCGGCAAACCUCCUUGCCCGCCUCUCAAUACCCCUCGCGACCCGCGUGCAGGACCUCACCGAGCCUCAAAUCACUUCCCUCUCCUCCUUCCUCUCUUCGCCAUCCACAUCGUCUAGACCAGCCGAUACGCCAUUGUCAACGCCGGGUGCAGGACCGAGCUCGACCCGGAUGGCGGAUCCGCUGGAUGGGCUCUUGAUUGAAACGGACCUCAGGAGAAAGGUGCAGGGUGAUAUCGCCCAUCUGAGACAGGUCGGGACAUAUCGGGGGAGACGGCAUGCGCUGGGUCUUCCUGUGCGAGGCCAGAACACGCGGAAUAAUGCAAAGACAGCGAAGAAGAUGAAUCGUGUCGAGAGGAGACAUUACUCUACGUAA
Messenger RNA from Dioszegia hungarica, 456 nucleotides. Its product is annotated as 30s ribosomal protein s13. The record is from RefSeq and is a predicted model, not a curated record. Bases 1 to 456 code for a protein of 151 amino acids. Gene Ontology annotation, cellular component: small ribosomal subunit; mitochondrion; ribosome. The transcript is spliced from 3 exons. Gene Ontology annotation, molecular function: structural constituent of ribosome; RNA binding. Lineage: Eukaryota; Fungi; Basidiomycota; Tremellomycetes; Tremellales; Bulleribasidiaceae. Gene Ontology annotation, biological process: translation.